Molecule: messenger RNA, 3057 nt
Organism: Pelobates fuscus (common spadefoot toad)
Lineage: Eukaryota; Metazoa; Chordata; Amphibia; Anura; Pelobatidae
Gene: PATZ1
Product: POZ/BTB and AT hook containing zinc finger 1
Exons: 7
Coding region: 245-2335 (696 amino acids)
Biological process (GO): regulation of transcription by RNA polymerase II
Cellular component (GO): nucleus
Molecular function (GO): DNA-binding transcription factor activity, RNA polymerase II-specific; protein binding
Source: RefSeq, a predicted model, not a curated record
UCAGACACAAAGAGACUGCGGAGGAUCCGGUCACAGCUGCCCGUGUUCCCAAUGCGGGGGGGUCCCGGUGUCCGGUUGGGGGUCUCGGUUUCGGUGGUGCAGAAGAAAUAGAAGAAGUGCGACCCGACACCGAGUGCUAGCACCGGGGCCCAGGAAUACACCGGCCCGCGCAGCGCGUUCCCGCUCUCGGAAAGGGGGAGGAGCCAAGCUGAUACGCGCACCCAGAACACAACUCCCUUCUAUCAUGGAACGUCUUGCAGAAGGUUGUGGUCCAUCCUUCUACACCUACCAGGUGAGCCAGCACAGCUCAGAUGUUCUGCAGCAGCUCAACCAACAGCGGAAAACUGGGGGUCGUUUCUGUGAUGUGAUUCUCCGUGUAGGGGAGGAUAGUUUUCCAGCACAUCGUGCCGUGCUGGCUGCCUGCAGCCAAUAUUUUGAGUCGGUUUUGGAAGAAUCAGAAGGCCCGAUCCCCAGAGAACUUGAGAUGCACACAAUCAGUUCCAAAGUGUUUGGGGACAUUUUGGAUUUUGCGUACACUGCUCGCAUUGUGAUUCGAUUGGAGAGUUUCCCUGAACUUAUGACUGCUGCCAAGUUCCUGCUAAUGAGAUCUGUUAUUGAUAUAUGCCAGGAGGUAAUCAAGCAGUCCAAUGUGCAAAUACUGGUCCCACCUGCACGACCAGAACUCAUGUUAUUCAGGUCAGGGGCUGCUGACCUUGGAUUCCCAUUGGACAUGACUAAUGGGGCCACCAUGGGAAGUUCAGGAAUUGCAGGAUCGCUUGGUGAUGAGGAGGAAGAUUCAGUUCGACCGGGGCCGGCAGUGCCAAGCCAGGCCUCGCUUCUUGCCCUCGGUGGAUCACCCCAGAUGCUCUCUGCCCAAUUCCAAGUAGGAGCUCAAGGCCUAGGAGGAAAGCGAGGGCGUGGACGGCCACGGAAACCCAGUGUUUUAGAUUCAGUAUUGUUUGGAGCAGUGGGUGGGUUGCGGGAAGGAGUGGUACUCCCCUGUGGACUUUGUGAUAAAGUAUUCACUGAUCCCCUGCGCCUGCGGCAGCAUGAGGCCCAGCAUGGAGUGACCAGCAUACAGCUUGGUUACGGAGACCUGCAGCCCCCUCGCUUAAAUGAGAAUGGGCUGGGGCAGGAAGAAAAUGGCACCCCUAUAAAGAGGAACCGAGCAAGAAAACAAGUAGCUUGUGAACUGUGUGGGAAGAUCUUCCGGGAUGUAUAUCACCUUAAUCGUCACAAGCUCUCUCAUUCUGGAGAGAAACCAUACUCUUGCCCGGUGUGUGGACUGAAGUUCAAACGCAAAGACAGAAUGUCUUACCAUGUCCGGUCACAUGAUGGUUCUGUAGGGAAGCCUUACAUUUGCCAGAGCUGUGGAAAGGGAUUCUCUAGGCCAGAUCACCUGAAUGGACACAUUAAGCAGGUUCACACGUCAGAAAGGCCCCACAAGUGUGAGAAAACUUCAGAAGGAUUUCCAAGUGAAGUGCGCAAUGAGCAGGAAAAAGGAGGAGGACAGACUUGUAAUGCUUCUUUUGCCACACGUGAUCGACUGCGUUCACAUUUAGCAUGUCAUGAGGACAAAGUGCCAUGCCAAGUGUGUGGGAAAUAUCUGCGAGCAGCAUACAUGGCAGACCAUCUGAAGAAGCAUAGCGAAGGACCUAGCAACUUCUGCACCAUCUGUAACCGAGGUUUCUCCUCCGCUUCCUACUUAAAGGUCCAUGUAAAAACACAUCAUGGCGCCCUCCUCAGCGCAGGCCCUCACCGGCCGGAGUCCGUCCCCAACGGGGCAGCGCUCUUCCACUGUGUCCGGACCUGUGGCAUGAAAGAGGGGGACAAGUGUCCGCAUGGUGAGCAAGAAAGCUCUGAUUCCUAUGGCGACCUUUCAGAUGCAAGUGAUCUAAAGUCCCCAGAAAAGCAAAGUGCUAAUGGAUCAUACACUGCUCCUGACCUUGUAAUACCCAAGAAGACCGAGGCAGAGCCCGAGAAACGCUAUCCCUGUUCAGAAUGUGGCAGCUUCUUUCGCUCCAAGGCCUAUCUCAACAAACACAUCCAGAAGGUGCACACCAGGCCUCUGGGGGCCCCACUUGGUGAUUUGGGGCCAGCUCUAGGAUCUGCCCUUGGUCCAGCACUGGGUCCUGCCUUGGGUCCUAGCAUUGGACCCACACUAGGUCCUACUUUAGGACCAGCUUUGGGGUCUGCACUGGCAUCCCCAUUUUCACCUCAACAGAACAUGUCUCUGCUGGAGUCGUUUGGUUUCCAAAUUGUCCAGUCUGCUUUUGCAUCAUCUCUUGUGGACACUGAGGGAGAGCAGCAGGGGAUGGGGAAUGAGGGGAAGUAAAAAGAAGGUGUAAGAGAGAAUCUGCAGGGCAUCAGUGGUGAGGGUGAGUAGCAGCAGGACCACAAAUCAAUACAGAUUAUGAGGGAUACUAGCAGUGGCUAUGGGAUAAGUGAGUGGUGCAAGGAGGUUAUUUGCAGUAAAGACAGGUUAAGAGAUAGCUGCAGAGGCUGUGGAUCGAGGGGACCAGAAAAGAAAGUACCAUAUCAAUCCACACAUCACCCUGCCUUUGUGUGCUGCAUAUCGAAACGCCCCCUUCUAAAUUUGUGACCCUAAACUCAGGAAAGAACUAGGCAGAGUGUAUCCUGACCCAAGAAAUACCAAGGGAGUAAAUUGUGGGGUGCUUUCUUGAAGUGGCUAGAGUGCACCUAGAUAGCUCUAGAGAAGAAGCAAUGGUUACCUAGGUGGUACUUAAGUUGACUCACUAAAUCACAAGCUCGUGCUGGGUUUGAAAGGCUUGUUUUUAAAAAUAAAGAAUGGAAUGCUGCAGGAACCUGGUGUCGCCCUGCAGGAUGAAAAACAGGACACAUUAAAUGUAUAUUGUCAUCUUUCUUUAGAAUGCACAAAUGUGUGAUUUCUCUUGAACGUAUGAGGCAAAUGUGUCUUAAGUGAGGGCACAAAAGAAAUUAUUUCUAUGUGAAUGUUUUGUAUUCUCUUACCUAAAAGAUGAUUCUUGGCCAGAGCAAAGGUGGCCACACAUUUAAUAAACAGAAUCAAAUGUGAAA